GAACAUUGCUAAACCGGGUUCACUAGACCGGGUCGCCCAAAGGGGUAGCCGGGUUGCCCAGCUACCCAUCCGCACCCAACACUAACUCCCUUCGAAGGAAGGAAUCAAUCAGUAAGCUAACGGAUGGAGUCAAAGUGGAGGAAUAUAUUGACUCUGCUUUACACGACUAUGAUAGUAAUACACGGAGUAAGAGCAUGGACUGGUGAAAUCCAUGGCAGAGUUGUUUGUGAUGUGUGCGCUGACUCUUCAAUUGGUCCUGAAGAUCAUGUUUUAGAAGGUGCUGAGGUUGCUGUUCUUUGUAUAACUAAAUCUGGGGAAGUUCUAAAUUAUCAGGCAUUCACAAACUCAAAGGGCAUUUACAGAGUAGCAGAGACAAUGCCAGAGAGUGAUCGUUGGGAUGCAUGCCUAGCAAGAUCCAUUAGCAGCUUCCAUGAACACUGCACACAUAUACGAGAUGGAAAAUCGGGUGUGAAGUUCAGCUAUAAUCAUCCUUCUGGACAUUCCUACACAGUCAGACCAUUCGUGUAUCGUCCAGCCAGUGUCCCAACAUUCUGCAUCUAGUAAAACUCUACACAUCCUAAGGGCUGUUCUUGAUCAUGUUGUUGUAUAACUUGGUUGCAGUGAUUUAAUUGGAAACUAAUUGCAAUCUGGCAAUAUCUGUUGUAAACUGUGUCUUGUGCAUACUCAGCAAUUUGGGAACCUCCUAACAAAUGCUAGUUCCUAAUUUUGGAGCUUCCAUUAGCUCGACUACAUUCGUACAAUUGCCAUAGCUUGGCACAAAAACAAUUGGUGUAAA
Nicotiana attenuata is the source of this 796-nucleotide messenger RNA. RefSeq lists its product as uncharacterized. The transcript has 2 exons. Lineage: Eukaryota; Viridiplantae; Streptophyta; Magnoliopsida; Solanales; Solanaceae. The coding region runs from base 124 to 561 and encodes 145 amino acids. The record is from RefSeq and is a predicted model, not a curated record.